Molecule: messenger RNA, 2643 nt
Organism: Belonocnema kinseyi
Lineage: Eukaryota; Metazoa; Arthropoda; Insecta; Hymenoptera; Cynipidae
Product: cytochrome P450 4C1-like
Exons: 12
Coding region: 565-1854 (429 amino acids)
Molecular function (GO): heme binding; iron ion binding; monooxygenase activity
Source: RefSeq, a predicted model, not a curated record
AAAAACUGCAAAAAAAAUCAGAGGGCAAUGCAAGAAGAACUACACUCACGCUCGCUCCUUUUUUGGACUACACUCACGCUUGCUCCUUUUUUGGAAAAUUUCAUUUUACAUAAAUAAAGACAAAAAACAACGUUACAAGCCGAAAAAGGCCAAUUGUACCCGAUCAUGCACGAAACAGAAAAGCUCCUGGACCGAGUAGCCGAGUGUCACCGAAUAAGUCAUUAGUAUAGUUGGCGCGAUAAACAAAUUCUCUCAAGAUGGACGUUUGUGAUGAAAAAUUUGAAUCUCCACACAAAACUUAUAAGUUUCUACACUGUGAAACAACAUGCAGUAAAAAAUACAAUUUAAGCAGACAUGAGGAAAUAAUUUACCAGAAAAAAAUCUAUUUUAAAUUAUCGACAUAAGUGUUCACUCUGUGAACAAUCAUUCAAUAGAAAAUGCAAUUUUAGCAGACAUGAAGAAAUUGUUCACAAGAAAGAAAGUUAAAAAAAGUUUCUAAUUCGAACUGCGUACGACAAAUUAAUAGAAUUAUCUGAACAAUAUGAUUCGCCAUUUCGAGUGUGGAUGGGAAAUCAAUAUUAUGUUGGAAUCUACGAAUCUGGUCAAAUGAAAACUAUUCUGACAAGUCCAAAAACCACGGCGAAAGCUUCUAUAUACGACUUCCUGCGGCCUUGGCUCGGUAAUUCAUUGGUUCUUGCACCAGUUCCGAUGUGGCGUGUCCAUCGUAAAAUAAUUCAACCUGCUUUCAAUCCUCAAACUCUAAGAAAAUUUGUGCAUAUUUUCGAUAAACAUUCAAAAUCAAUAGUUAAAAGAAUGGAGGAAGAACUGGAUGGAGGUGAAUUCGAAGUUCGCUCCUAUUUAGGAUCAUAUGCUUUGAGCGUUGCUUUAGAAGCUUCUAUGGGCUUAACGGAAACUUUUGACCCAAAAAUCAGCGCAGAUUAUGGUGAAUGUGCAGAUAGAGCCUUCAAAUUGAUAACGAAACGAGGUUUCACUCCUUUAUUGCAUCCUGAUAAAAUUUUCAAUUUAACAAAAAUGGCAAAGGAUGUAUACAGAUGCAUUGAAGUAAUGCACAGCAUAUCACAUUCUAUAAUUGCAAAGAAAAAAAAUGAAUUGGAAAAACAUGAUGAACUUAAAAAUGAUGAAAUUGAGAAUAAAAGAAAAGGGUUCUUAGAUAUACUCUUAAACCUACAAGAUAAACAGAAAUUGUCUGAUCAACAAAUUUGUGAUGAGGUGAACUUUAUGGUAGUAGCGGCAUAUGAUACAGUGUCAGCCAGUCUUCAGUAUGUACUAUUGAUGUUGGCAUCCUACCCUGACGUACAGGAAAAAGUAUAUCAGGAGUUGAAGCAUAUUUACGGUGAAGUAAUUCCAGAAAAUAUUUUGUUUGCAAGUGAUGACUUAAAAGAAAUGAGAUACACAGAAAGAGUGAUUCAAGAAUCAUUGAGACUGUUUCCUCCCAUAGGAUUUCUUUUACGAAAAGUAGAAGAGGAUCUUGAAGUCGGAGGAUACAUAUUGCCGAAAGGUUGCACGACUUACCUCGCUAUAGCAAAGGUUCAUCGGGAUGAAAAAUACUGGCCUGAUCCACUCAAAUUUGAUCCUGAUAGAUUUCUUCCUGAAGAAGUCGCGAAGCGCGAUGCAUACUGUUUUUUGCCCUUUAGUGGAGGACCAAGAAACUGUUUAGGUCAUCUAUAUGGCAUGAUGGAGAUGAAGACACUUGUAGCCAGAAUACUUCUUGAAUACGUUUUAAAAAAGAAACACGUCCAACCAAUCGAAAACAUUAGGCAAAGAAUGGAAGUCGUAUCCCAUCCAAUUGAACCAAUUAAAAUAGAAAUUGUAAGAAGAUUACCAAAGACAUAGAAUGGCUUAUUUUUGUAUGCUAAAAUAGUUCACGUUUUUCACUUUCAGAUAUUUAUUUUCUGAACUUGAAGUUCUUUAAAAUAAUUUUAACAAAACUUACCUUUUAGAUCCCCGUUUUUAAAGUAUCUACAAUUUCUUAAUAAUGUAUGUAAUUAUGUACAAAAUAAUUUGAUAUUAUUUGUAUUUUGUCUACCGGUCUAGAAUUAAUAUUUUUAAAAUAUUUAUGUUUAUUUCUAAAUUGUAAAAAUGGCUCUCAAGCUCCGCUGGAAUUCUGAACCAAGAUCUUACGCACUGCCAGUCUGCUGCUCUUGACCAGUAACCUACGAGGAGAUCAGAUCAAUUUCUUAACAACCUUUUCAAGUAGAAUUGCGACGUAAUUCUCAUUCUUUUAAGAUUAAUACUUCACACAUUUGAACCCUCUGAAUCUGAAAACCCCGGUCUAAUGAAAGUGUCUUUCUGUCAUUGCCAUCUGUAAACUUGAUAAAUUAAAAAGACAAAACCGAUUAGAUUGUGCCUUCGUUUACCCCUUCAGGGACCAAAACGAAAAGAUCGAUUUCGUUAACCAGCUAUUUUAGAUAAAAAUUUAAGAAUUAGGAACAUUUUCAAAAUCAUUAAAAACAAUCUUUGUUUAAUAUUAAAAUUUUUUAUGAGAGGCUAUUCAUAUUAGAAGGAAUCUCAAAGAAAUUGUGGUUACGCACGGUAUGAAAAAAGUCCAACAAAGAAAAAAACGCUGCUUUUUGAAAGCACUACAAGAUUUUUGUAACAAUUUGUUAAUUUUUUUCAAAAAUA